Messenger RNA from Zasmidium cellare ATCC 36951, 759 nucleotides. RefSeq lists its product as uncharacterized. Bases 1 to 759 code for a protein of 252 amino acids. The record is from RefSeq and is a predicted model, not a curated record. Gene Ontology annotation, cellular component: Golgi membrane. The transcript is spliced from 5 exons. NCBI's taxonomy places the organism in Eukaryota, Fungi, Ascomycota, Dothideomycetes, Mycosphaerellales, Mycosphaerellaceae.
AUGUCGUCAACGCAACGAAGAGGUCACAGCAUGCGGAUACCGCCCUUCUUCCGCAGACUAUUCAAGUUCACAUCCAUGGACUUUGAAACAGCAGUCUGGGAAAUGACAUAUCUUAUAAUCGCUCCGAAGAAAGUCUUCAGGAAUAUCUAUUACCACAAACAAACCAAAAACACCUACCAUCGGGCAGAUCCGGCUUUCUCAUAUCUGCUCUCCCUUUUUCUGGCACUGACUGGACUCGCCUGGGGAUUGGCAUACGCGAAUGGCUUCGGCAGGACCAUCUCAGUUGCAUUCGCCUUUGUACUCGGCCACUUUCUCGGCACUUCACUCCUGGUCUCAACAGCAAUGUUCUUCCUCGUUGGCCGAGUCCUGGGCAAAAAGAGGCAAGGCCUGUUUGGGCCACCAGUGGGCGGUGAAGAUGGCCUGGAGUUUGGCUAUUGCUUCGACGUCUCAAUCCGCGCCUUCCUCCCCGUCUGGGUCUUCCUCUACGUCCUCCAAUUCCUCCUCAUGCCACUCAUCAAACAAGACUACUGGGUCUCCAACUUCUUCGGCAACACGAUGUACCUGCUCGCGCUGAGCUACUACUUCGUCAUCACAUUCUUGGGCUACAACGCUCUGCCCUUCCUCAUUCGAACCGAGAUCCUCCUCGCACCCAUACCCGUCCUCGUCGUGCUCUGGUUCAUCAGCCUCUUCACCUUCGACUGCGCGACAAAUCUCGCGCCCGUCUUGUGGUGUGGCGUCAGACUCCGAAAGCCAGUAUAA